AGCCAACAAGUGACGACAACAACACAGCUAAUGCUUCUGAUUAUCUCAAAUAUUACGUUUUAAGAUGCCUGCAGUGGGCGAUCAACACCGCGAACCGCCGAGCACAGUAACCGGUACGGCGAACCCAUUCGAUGAAGGACCACGGCGCAUCAGCGAGUAUACAGCUCGAGAGGUAGCCACUCUUCAGUCACGGCUCGACAGGCAGCUCGGUCCGGAAUAUAUUUCAGCUCGUUCAGGACCUUCGGGACAGAAAGUUCAUUAUCUCGCCGCGGAGAAAUGUAUCAACCUUGCGAAUGAGGUGUUUGGGUUUAAUGGAUGGUCUAGUUCAAUUCAGAACAUUCAAAUAGAUUUUGUUGAUGAGAGCCCGACCACGGGAAAGAUAAGCUUGGGAUUAUCAGUCAUUGUCAGGGUCACCUUGAGAGAUGGCACUUAUCAUGAGGAUAUCGGAUAUGGCCAUAUCGAGAAUUGCAAAGGCAAAGCAGCAGCUUUCGAGAAGGCUAAGAAAGAGGGAACAACAGAUGGCCUAAAACGUGCUUUACGAACAUUCGGAAAUGUGUUGGGUAACUGUAUCUACGACAAGGAAUACCUUGCCAGGGUGACCAGGCUCAAAGUUACUCCGAGUAAAUGGGAUGCAGAGAACCUGCAUCGUCACCCAGACUACGCCCCUGUCAAAAAAGAGCUCGUGCAAGAGAAGAAGUUGCCGGAGGACGUGGAACUUCCUCCACGACCAGUUGACUAUAAUAGUCGCAAAGAGACUACGUCACAUGAGACCUCGACCACAUUUGAUGGAGACGGAGAGUUUGGAAGUGAUGUUUUUGACGAGGCGGAUUUUGUGGCGAACACAACUGGGAACCCCGACGAAGUCGUCUUGGACGUCGAUACACCACAACCAAUACAGAAACCCCAGACUAGGCCGCAACUACCCCCGGCACAGCAGAGACCACCGGGGCAUCAACAACGUCCUGCUCCUCCGAAUUCGGCAAUGGUCACGCCUUCCAAGCCGGAAAGACAAUGGGCUGGCCCCGCACCUCCAGCUAGCGCAGGAUAUCAAAACAACCCGAAUCAAAAUGCCAUGGCUCAAAGAGGAGGCGUAAAUGAGAAUUAUGCAGCAUCAAACCCAGCAAACCCAUUGGGAAACAGAUCCAGCAAAGAGUUGCAACGAAAUAAUACUGCUUCUGGCAUCGUCAAGACAGAACCAUCAGCCAACCCAUCAAAUCCCACCGCCAUGAACAAUGACCAGAAUAAAAACGGCCCAGCCGAGCCAUCAGUCGGUUUCUACUCUGCGCGGGCAGUCGAUAUCCUACGCGAUAAUCCUCGAGCAUCACCAAUGGCACCCAAGUUCGAUCCUCACGCAGAAAGCCCCUCAAUCCGCAAAACAGCUGGUAUAGACCAUACGAAAAGCGUACCCGUCUCAAAGCCAAUGCUAUUCGGAACAGGACAGUCACCAGCCGGCCCAGGCGCUAAUACCGGUACUGGUCCAGGCGCAGGUCGAAACUUUAUUAACCCUUCAACAGACGCGCAUCGACGUAUCGGCGCUCCUGGGGGUAAUACCGGAGGAAUAGCGAGUCCCGUAAAUAAGGGAUUCACAACAUCGUCCUUUCGACCCUUGACACGACCGGCUGUUGACAACAGGAAUGUUUCGAAUAAUGACAGCACCACUAACAACAACAACCGUUCAACAUUUACAACGGCAUUGUCAACACACGACCCAUCCCUGAAAAGACCACCACUAAACGACGUUACCAACGCGCCAUUACCAGGCUCAAUCCCCGUUUCGGGGGAUAUCAAACGGCCACGGUUGAGCAAUGAAGGUGUACAUGGAAACACAGCACAGCCGCCACAACAGCAGCAACCACAGCAAUGA
Talaromyces stipitatus ATCC 10500 is the source of this 1864-nucleotide messenger RNA. Its product is annotated as RAD52 DNA repair protein RADC. The transcript is spliced from 6 exons. NCBI's taxonomy places the organism in Eukaryota, Fungi, Ascomycota, Eurotiomycetes, Eurotiales, Trichocomaceae. Gene Ontology annotation, biological process: double-strand break repair via single-strand annealing; DNA recombinase assembly; double-strand break repair via homologous recombination. Gene Ontology annotation, cellular component: nucleus. The record is from RefSeq and is a predicted model, not a curated record. The coding region runs from base 65 to 1864 and encodes 599 amino acids.